Messenger RNA from Hippocampus comes (tiger tail seahorse), 1700 nucleotides. RefSeq names its product refilin B (gene rflnb). Gene Ontology annotation, biological process: actin filament bundle organization; negative regulation of bone mineralization involved in bone maturation; skeletal system morphogenesis. The record is from RefSeq and is a predicted model, not a curated record. Gene Ontology annotation, cellular component: actin filament bundle. NCBI's taxonomy places the organism in Eukaryota, Metazoa, Chordata, Actinopteri, Syngnathiformes, Syngnathidae. The transcript has 3 exons. Gene Ontology annotation, molecular function: filamin binding. Bases 347 to 973 code for a protein of 208 amino acids.
GGAGGAUUUAAAGAGGGAGAAGUUUGAAGAUCAGCCUCGAGGCUUUUCAAGUUAUGUUCAACUUUGCCUUGUCCGUUCAGAAAAUACAGUAUAAAGUAUAUGAACAUAGCACCUCCAGUUUAUUGUGCAAAGGCCAUUUAAAUUGAAGGCUUGUCGGAGUUGGGAAAUUAUUUUUUUCUUCCCUGACUGUGAGCAUCCCUGUAAGUAGCAAGGGAAGCAGUGAAACGUGAGCACGGAGGGGAAAAAAACCUACAAAAAACGGGUGAACCACAUUCUGGUAGCUGUUCUCCUUCGCAAGAAGCGUUGCCGGCUGCCGGAGUUUUGCAACUUCUCACUUGGAAAGGAAAUGGUCAGACGGUUGAACUUUCCAAAUGUUUGCGAAGAGGACCCACUUGGUAUGAGCUGCCGGGCGGACAGAGGGCUUGACAGCCCGGACUCCGGUUUACCACCUAGCCCAAGUCCCAGCGCUUGGCUGCUGCCUCAGGACAAAGCCCGCGGCGUGAGCCCGGUACCGGAGGACGAAAGAAACGGAUCGCGGGUGUCAGAUUUGCCCUCUGGUUCCUUUCACCCUUUGUCCUAUGGGGAGGGAAUCAUUAUUGACUCUUUACCUCCUCAAGAAGUAAGAUACACCUCCUCAGUGCACUAUGACUCUGGCCGCCACUUCAUUCAGAAUGUGGCCCUGCAACCGUGGGGUCAGGGCCUGGAGCACUGCACGCAGACCAUCACAGCCGUGUCCCACAGCACCUGGCGUCAUUAUAAGACACAGCUGGAUUUCCAGCCCCGGCAUCGGCCACAAAGUUUUACAAGCACCACCAUCAUCUACCCAAAGAAAAUGAGCGCUGUGUACGCCACAGAGCUGAGCUACGACCGCCACCGACGAGGCAAUCGUUUCCUCUCCAGCAUCGAGUUGGAGGCAGCAGGAAGCCACUUCAGGAACACAGAACAUGUUAUUCCGGUCACUCCUGUCCUAUAACGUACCCCUUUUGGCUGUCUGUCGCUGACCCAGCUGUGUUGUCUUCACAUUUGAGUCGUUACUUAACUUCAUGUUAUUUUUAAUGACAGAGAACAGAGACAUAGUCUAAGCUAGAGGGAACACCUAUUCAUUCAAUGUCUUCCCAAUUUUCUCAGUGGAUGAGUCAUCCAUUAGAAAUGAUCUUUUUACUAGUUUCUCCAUAUACUGUAUCUGUCUCGGUCUUUGUGUUUUUGCGGCCCUCGCCCAGUGGAGGCUAAUGACUUGCCCUCCAUCUAAGGCUCCCAUCAAAUUGUCACUGCUGAUGUUUAACAUUUUUAAUGAGCGCAAAGACUGUUACUAGUUAAUGAAAGGAAGAGAAAUUCACUGUUGUGCAGGGUUUGUGAUGCAUGCAAAGAAAUCACUCGCUGAAGAUAACCCCACUGUACAAAGGAUACUUAGGGAUUAUUAUUAUUAUUUCUUCACUAAAUUAGCACAAAUUAAGAUCUUCCCAGCCUAUAUUAUAGACAUUAACAAAUGUGUUAUAUUAAUGUGGGUGGAUUAGAUGGAACAUGAGUCUUAAAGUGACAAAUACAGUAUUGUUGAUACCUCUCACUGGCCUACCAGUGAAAAGUAACACACUGCAUUCCACUUCAUUGCAUUUUCUAUGGCAUUUGAAUGACAUUUUGUAUUUAUUCUUUUAACAUUUGAGAUUUUAUCAUCUAAUAAAUUUAUUGUGUCACUAAUUCAA